UCCACAACUGCCGGCGGCUUUUGUUUUGAAAAAACACCAGAAAGUGCUGAAUAAAUGCUUCCGGACGGAAGAGCAUUUGUGUUUACAUCUCAUUUCAACACAAAAAAGUCACAACACUGUGGAUGUCAUCGCUUUAAUUAAUCGCAAUGAAGCUCAGGAUCCGGAUCAGAAAACAGACGUGCAGAGUGGAGUUAUCUAGUGAAGAACCCACUCUGGGGGAACUCACCGAUCACAUCAGGAACAACAUCCUGUCUCUCUCAGGACUCAGUGAAGGCACGGACUUCGGUUUGUCUCUGAACGGCUCGGAGAGCCUGACAGACACUGGACAGACGCUGUCGUCCUACGGUAUUGUCUCUGGAGAUUUGAUCUGCGUCGUUCUGCCUGAGUCUGCUGCCGUUGCCACACUUACUGCCCCAUCAGCUCCUGCCCCCUCCGCCUCAAACCCCCCCACCAUGAACAGCUGCUGCAGUGAGAGCCAGCAGGCCUCCACCAGCGGCAGCAGCAGCAGCUGUACUGCGGCACAGACAGAAUCGAUGGAUGUUACUCCGACACCAGAGGGCGUCGCUGACUCCCAACUUCCAGUCUCCAGCUGGGAGCCAAUGCUGUGCAGCGAGGCAGAGGACGGAGUGGCUCCUCUGUCUCUGGAGCUGCUUUACAUCUCCGCCCAGGUUACAAGUCCCAGUGACGCCAUCAUGGUGGCAGGUCACCUGCUGAUGACGGAAACUGGGUUCAUUCCUCAGGUGGAUGAGCUGAAGCAGGGCCAGAUGCCAGAUGGGUGGAGGUCAGCAGGUGGAGUCUGCAAACUUCACUACACCCAUCCUCUGUGUGAAAACAGCGUGGCCACUUUGACAGGGGUGACGAUGGGUCCCAUCCUCAUCAUCCACGCCACUUUAAAGAUGACCGACUCUGUCAACGCCGCUUUCAAACUUCAGCUGAGUCCCUGCAGCUACGUGACAAACGAGUGGGCAGGACAAAGUGCAGCCACGGCCUUCAAAGAUCUGAGGAAACUGUCUCGAGUCUUCAAAGACCAGCUGGCGUACCCGCUGAUCGCUGCUGCCAGACAAGCGAUGGCGCUGCCCGUGGCAUUCGGCCUGGCUGCCCUUCCUCUGGAGCUCCUCCUGAGAAUUGUCCGCCUGCUGGACGUUCGCUCCGUGGUCCGUCUCUCAGCCGCGUCCCAACAGUUCAGAGCCGCCACUGCCGACUGGACGCUGUGGAGACACCUCUGUCGCAGAGACUUCCCAGGUGAGGCCCAUGGACCAUCUUCAGACACAGACUGGAAAGAGAUCUAUAAGACCUUGUACAAACGCCGAGCUCAGGAAUCCUCUGUCCUUCGCCCCGGUUACCUCCCCAUGCCUUAUGGCUUCGAGCCGCCGGGCUUCCUGUACGACAUUUUUGUCCCUCCUUGUCCUCCGCUGGUGCCCGGCAUCAUCGGUGGUGAGUAUGACAUGAGACCCAUCCUGCCCUCCAACAUGCUGCCCCGCCCUCGCUACGAUCCAAUCAACCCCCUGUCUGGACAUCAGCAUCGUCCCCCGCGAGAUGACCUCUUGGGCCGGCGAUCUUUAAGAGGACGAUCUGCAGACAUACGGCGAGGUUUUAUCUGAGGCUGUAAAGGUUAAAUGUCUCUGAAAUAAUGAAAUGCACCCUUGGAAUUAUCAGCAGGAUAUUGACACUGGAUCAGCCACAGAAGGUCAGAUUGAAAGAACAGAUUUUAUUUUAUUAACAAAAGACUUGUCUAACCAGACCUCAGCUUCCAGUUCCAACACCUUAAUAUCAUGUCUGUAAAACAACUAAGAACAGCAACAUUAGCCUUUCUUUUGUCUAAAACCAUUAAAAACAAAGCUGUGUGGAAAAUGACUGCUAUAGUUUCAAAAUAAAAGUUUUGGAUUUUUAUUUUGUAUUUGCGACAGGAGAAGUUUCUCAGAUGGUGGACUAAUGUGUUUAAAGCCGACUUUGGUGACUUAAAAAUCACAGAUAACUACAAUUUAAAUGUGAUAUUUUGUUACUUCAACCUUGAUGGAUUGGCAGCAGUGACCCACAUUAUCUACAGCAGACAACUUUAAACCUACAAUCCCUGUGUUUCCAUAUUCUUAAUACACUGAUUUGAUCUUUGGGCAGUUUGUCAUCAUGUCUACAUUAUACUGAUGGCUAAUGGAACCACAAGACAAAAAUGCACUUUGUCACUGUUUAUUUGCUUGUGAAGUUGGUGAUAAUGAUUGUGUAACAGACAGCAUUUUGAUAAAAUAAGUAUUAAAAUGUGUUGUGUAAGACUUUGUCCUAGGUUUUGUGACAGCCCAAAAGGUCUUUGGCCUGGAACGCCUCCACGAGCUGUAACGCUGCAGCUUCUUCGGUCAUUUGGCAUAAUAUUUUUUUUUUCUGACUGAGACGCACUAUAACUGAUUUCUUUUACUGUAGGAACCAGUGCUGAUAACAGUUUUACAUAAAGAGAAAAGGCUACGAUAAAUGCGACAUGGUUAAUGUGUCUACGAAACAGCAAUAAAACAUUAGUUGGGUUUUUAUCGCUACCUUACAGUACGAAUAAAGUUAAUCAUAACAAAAA
Molecule: messenger RNA, 2557 nt
Organism: Cynoglossus semilaevis (tongue sole)
Lineage: Eukaryota; Metazoa; Chordata; Actinopteri; Pleuronectiformes; Cynoglossidae
Gene: fbxo7
Product: F-box protein 7
Exons: 10
Coding region: 147-1601 (484 amino acids)
Biological process (GO): positive regulation of autophagy of mitochondrion
Molecular function (GO): protein kinase binding
Source: RefSeq, a predicted model, not a curated record